Hevea brasiliensis (rubber tree) is the source of this 1744-nucleotide messenger RNA. Its product is annotated as VAN3-binding protein. NCBI's taxonomy places the organism in Eukaryota, Viridiplantae, Streptophyta, Magnoliopsida, Malpighiales, Euphorbiaceae. The transcript has 7 exons. The record is from RefSeq and is a predicted model, not a curated record. Gene Ontology annotation, biological process: auxin-activated signaling pathway; leaf vascular tissue pattern formation; phloem or xylem histogenesis. Bases 163 to 1593 code for a protein of 476 amino acids.
UGUUCAGUGUUGUUUAUUGUUUAACCACUGCUUUGACAAAGCACAGACCGAUAAAUGUACAAAAAAGGACUAGACGAGCCUAUGGGUAUAAAGUAAUCCUAAAGCCCUACUUUCCUUCGCUAAAAUUUCAAAUCCAGCUCGUUUCCUGGAUCAUCCUCGCCCAUGGAAGAGAUCCCUCUCAUCACCCCUCGCAAGCUGGAGCACAACUCUGCCUGCUCCAUGCAACUGCCUGAAAGCCCAAAAGUUCCCAUGGAGUUCCUCUCAAGGUCUUGGAGUGUCUCAGCUCUUGAAGUUUCCAAAGCUCUCUCUUGCAUGGCUUCCAACAAGUCGACUAAUAGUAACUCCAGUUGCACCACCACUUCUAUACUCGAAGAUGUUUCUGCUGAGAAUGAGGACUGUGUUUCUGCCAACCAGUUCUCUUUCACUUCUUCUGCUACUUCCCAGCUAGUCCUCGAGCGUAUCAUGUCACAAUCUGAAGUGUCACCAUUGACAUCAGGGAGGCUCUCUCACAGCAGUGGACCUUUGAACUUGGGAGAAUUGGACAGCCCCCCAAUUUCACCUUCUGAAGAAUUUGACGAUGUGGUUAAGUAUUUCAAUUCACAGGACACCAUAAACACCCUAUUCCAUGGAGGCCGCGCCAGCGCCGGCAACGGCGGUAGUACCGCUGCCAAUGGGACGAAAACUGUUGGGAGGUGGUUGAAGGAGAGGAAAGAGAAGAAGAAAGAAGAAACCAGAGCCCACAAUGCGCAGCUUCAUGCUGCGGUUUCGGUAGCUGCGGUGGCCGCUGCUGUAGCAGCCAUAGCAUCAGCCACGGCUUCUUCUUCAGCAGCAGGAAGAAACGAGCAGCUGGCCAAGACUGACAUGGCUGUCGCAUCUGCGGCAACGUUGGUGGCUGCACAGUGUGUGGAGGCUGCUGAGACUAUGGGGGCUGAGCGCGACCAUCUCGCUUCAGUGGUGAGCUCUGCUGUGAAUGUUCGUUCUUAUGAUGAUAUCACCACUCUUACAGCGGCCGCAGCAACUGCUCUUCGUGGGGCGGCAACGCUGAAGGCAAGAGCUUUGAAAGAUGUUCUGAACGUUGCAGCAGUUAUACCAACGGAAAGAGGUCUGGGAAUUUGUGGUGCGGGAAAUAAUAAUGGAUAUCAUAGUCGAAACUAUAGCGGCGAGGUGGUCUAUGGGGAGAACUUUCUGGGUGCCUGUAAUCUGGAGUUCCUUGCCAGGGGCAGUGAACUUCUCAAACGCACCCGCAAAGGUGAUCUGCACUGGAAAAUUGUCUCUGUUUACAUUCACCGAUCGGGUCAGGUGAUGCUGAAGACCAAGAGCAGACAUGUUGCAGGGACCAUUACCAAAAAGAAAAAGAAUGUGGUGUUGGAGGUUUGCAGGGAUAUGCGAGCAUGGCCAGGAAGACACUUGUUCGACGGAGGAGAUGAGCGUCGAUACUUUGGAUUGAAAACAGCUACGAGAGGGAUUGUAGAGUUCGAGUGCAAGAACCAGAGAGAACAUGAUAUGUGGACUGAUGGGAUUUCCAAGCUUCUAUCCAUUGUCUCCCAAUGGAAGAAGAGCAGUGGGCAAUUCAGAACCAAGACAAUUACGUAGGCUUGUGAUUCUAUUGAACCAAUGAGUUGUUAAUUUGUUCCUGUGAGUAAUACCGCAGUAGGCCAUAGCCAUUCUGCAGAAUUAUAUCAUUUAGCUAAAAUGAAUUAGAAAUUUAGAAUUCAUCUAUAAAUGAAUUCCUGUAUUUUGUCCA